CCAGCGUAAAAGAUAAUAAAGGAAAGCAUAAGGAGCUGAUAGAACUUACCAUAACUUCUGAAUCAUCUCAAAAAUCUGCACACAAUCCAUCCAAUCAUCCUUCAUUAAACGAAGAAAUGAUAAAUAUUGACAUUCCUGAAUAUAUUUUAUCUCCAACUCCAGUUUCACAAGAUCAAGCGUCAGAAGAUGCUCAACUUUCAGUAUCACAAGAUCAAGC
Ambispora gerdemannii is the source of this 217-nucleotide messenger RNA. The record is from the annotation of a GenBank genome assembly. NCBI's taxonomy places the organism in Eukaryota, Fungi, Glomeromycota, Glomeromycetes, Archaeosporales, Ambisporaceae.